UCCUUUUGUGUGAUUCACUGUAUUGAGCAUGAGCCAAGCUGGAAGCACAACGUAGCCAAACAGAGCAACAUUUCGGUUGUGGGCGGUGUACUUGCACCAUAUUCACGCGCCUUCGUUCUCAUCAACGGGAUGACGCUUCCUGCAAACGACGCCUUCUCGUUAGGCCUCGCGCACAACCAGCCCUGUCGCUCGAGCUCGCGCGCCCGCACUCCGUCACUUCCACGUCGCUCCUCUUCCCCAAAAAUAUCAUUUUCUCCACCUUCCACGUCAAGCAGCCUCGUCUUCUCGUCACAGCCAGCAAAUGGAAUGCCUGCGAAGAGGGGACAUAAGCGCAAGGCAUCUGCAAGAAACGGUUCCCAACAGCUGAAACAGAACGGAGAGGCGACGAUAGAGGAACUCGUAGAAGAGGUAGACGCGCGGAUAGCACGCGAGCGCAAGCUGUCCCCCGGCAGCUCACCUGAUAAGCGCAACACUUUGAAAAAACAGAUUGAUUGGGAGAUUCCUCGCAAGGCGUUGCAUUCAUCCAUUGGUUUCUUUACGAUUUACCUAUACACUUCCAAAGGCAACCCACAGACAGUUGUUAUUGCCUUGAGCUCUGCCCUUGCUGUCCUUGUUCCAAUAGAUGUCCUCCGCCUAAAGUACCCCCUCUUCGAACGUGCUUUUGAGAAAUGUGUUGGCAUCUUUAUGCGCGAUAGUGAAAAGGCAAGCGUAACUCACACUGGGCAUGCAUUCUGACCUCACGUAUCCUUAGAAAUCAUCCAAUGGUGUUAUAUGGUAUAUUCUUGGCGCCAACACUGCGUUAAUCGCGUUGCCUCUCGACAUCGCAGUUGUCUCAAUUCUUAUGUUUGUGCCUUUCCUCUGUUUUGCCAUUCCCUGUUUAUCGUACUAUAACAGCCUUUCUUGGGCUGACACAGCCGCAUCCACUUUCGGUCGUCUCUGGGGCCCACUCACACCCCCGCUCCCUGCACGACUCCUUGGUCUUCCUCUUGCCCCUCGUAAAAGUCUGGCGGGCUUUAUUGCAGCCUCACUCACAGGCGCUACCGUCGCUGCCGGAUUCUGGACGUACCUUGGCCCCAUGAGAGACAACUUGACGUGGUCCUGGGACGCUGGUGUAUCGAGUACGUUUAGUGGUGGGAGCGCGGAAGGUGGGAAGGUCUUCAGU
Molecule: messenger RNA, 1162 nt
Organism: Suillus subaureus
Lineage: Eukaryota; Fungi; Basidiomycota; Agaricomycetes; Boletales; Suillaceae
Exons: 2
Coding region: 130-735 (201 amino acids)
Biological process (GO): phosphatidic acid biosynthetic process
Cellular component (GO): endoplasmic reticulum membrane
Molecular function (GO): ATP-dependent diacylglycerol kinase activity
Source: RefSeq, a predicted model, not a curated record